Messenger RNA from Pundamilia nyererei, 2874 nucleotides. Its product is annotated as cationic amino acid transporter 2. The transcript has 11 exons. Gene Ontology annotation, biological process: L-ornithine transmembrane transport; L-arginine import across plasma membrane. The record is from RefSeq and is a predicted model, not a curated record. Gene Ontology annotation, molecular function: L-arginine transmembrane transporter activity; L-ornithine transmembrane transporter activity; L-lysine transmembrane transporter activity. Bases 663 to 2489 code for a protein of 608 amino acids. Gene Ontology annotation, cellular component: plasma membrane. Lineage: Eukaryota; Metazoa; Chordata; Actinopteri; Cichliformes; Cichlidae.
AGUUGAUUAGAGGCAGCCCUGAAAGGCACUGCUGCUGUGAGAACACAUCUAACACAUAAAGCUUUUGGACUCUUCAAAAAUAUUCAAAGAAGUAAUUGUGCUGUGAAUGAAGGCUUAAAGUGCAAUCCUGAAGCCGGGGCGUGGAUUUCUGUGCUGGGGGUGGCAUUCUGGAAAUCUCAGGUAUCAGCACUAUCAUAUCAGGAGAAUGAUAACGAGAUACAUUUAUAAAAGGGUACUGUAACUGAGCCGAAUGACACAUCCUAUUCCUACUUCUUAGCACAUCUACGAGGUACAAGAUCACACCAAAGAGGUAAGUGAAUGUGUUCUUAGUCUCACUUCUGUCAAGUGUUAGGAGAGCAUGUUAGCUGUCAUGUGAUAACGAUCAAGCUUUAAUAAAACAGAUUUUCUUAAGUCUUAACAGCUUGCAUGUGCUCUUCAGUUCCUCAGUUUAAUUACAGUAGCAUUCUGUUCUCUUUCUACACAAAUAAAAACACUAAUAGACUUUGAAAAUCAUGUUUCUCAGAAGAAAGAAUCUUCUUCCGGAGGCUGACCUGACAAUUAUUCACUCACUGAGAAACACUCCUCACCUUUUGUCCCACUAGGUCACUCCUUAAAUCUCUCUCGUUCACUCAUCUUCCAUCCUGAUCCAAACCCACAGAAGUAUGUCGUGCAGCGUAGUGAAGUCCUUUCUGGUGAGCCUAUCCCGGAGGAAGCCCCUCGAGCCCGACGGGGAAGAGUCCACCUUCAAUCGAUGCCUGACCACUCUGGACUUGGUGGCCCUCGGUGUGGGCAGCACCCUGGGGGCUGGUGUCUAUGUCCUCUCUGGAGAGGUGGCCAGAGACACCGCGGGACCCAGCAUCAUCAUCUCCUUCUUCAUCGCUGCCCUGGCCUCUAUAUUUGCUGGGCUAUGCUACGCAGAGUUUGGUGCCCGGGUUCCUAAAACAGGCUCAGCAUACCUUUACAGCUAUGUGACAGUGGGAGAGCUCCUUGCUUUUAUCUCUGGCUGGAAUCUGCUGCUCUCCUACGUCAUAGGGACAUCGACUGUUGCACUGGCAUGGAGCGGAACAUUUGAUGAACUCAUUGGGGGAGUCAUAUCAAAAUACUUUGCAGAAAAUGCUGCCAUGGGCCUGCCUGGCUUAGCUCCUUACCCAGAUGUCUUUGCUGCAGCUCUGAUCGUGCUCUUGUCAGGUCUCCUGUCUUUUGGAGUCAAAGAGUCAACGAUGAUCAACAAGAUCUUCACAGCGAUCAACAUCCUGGUGCUGCUGUUUGUGAUCAUUUCUGGAUUCAUCAAGGGAGACAUCUCCAACUGGAAAAUCAGCAAAGAAGAUGUGUUAAACGCCACUGCCAUAAACGGAACUGACAUUGCUAAUGCAACAAGCGAGUUUGGAGUGGGCGGAUUUUUCCCCUAUGGCUUUGGUGGAACCGUGGCUGGAGCUGCAACAUGCUUCUAUGCUUUUGUUGGAUUUGACUGCAUUGCUACAACAGGAGAGGAGGUGAAGAACCCGAAGAAGUCUGUCCCUAUUAGCAUUGUGGUCUCAUUGCUUAUAUGUUUCCUGGCCUACUUUGCUGUGUCUGCUGCUCUCACCCUUAUGAUGCCCUACUACCUGCUAAGUGAAACGAGCCCACUGCCAAUAGCCUUUGACUACAUUGGAUGGGGUCCUGCCAAAUAUGCCGUGGCUGUGGGUUCACUGUGCGCCCUGUCAACUAGUCUGCUAGGUUCCAUGUUCCCGAUGCCUCGAGUACUUUUUGCCAUGGCGAGAGACGGGCUGCUUUUCAAACCUUUGUCCAAAGUCACCUCCAGAGGCAGUCCAGCAAUAGCUACUAUAUCAUCUGGCAUUGUGGCAGCCAUCAUGGCUCUACUGUUUGAUCUGAAUGCCUUGGUGGAACUGAUGUCCAUUGGUACUCUGUUUGCUUACACACUCGUGGCAGUAUGCAUCCUGAUACUGAGGUACCAGGUGGGUCCAUCUGAAGACACAGAACUUAAGAUCACAGAAUCAAAGAAAAAGUUUAGCUUCUUCAAACCUCCAAAAACACCCAACUCUUCCACAGCACGAACAGUCACGCUCUUGACCAUAUUUUCUAUUCUGUGCAUUCUUGCACUGUGCAUUACUCUGAGCCAAGGCAUGGAAGCUCUUGCCAACACUCAAGCAUGGAGCAUCGUGCUUGUCUGUAUCUUUGGAGUGCUCCUGCUGGUCAACUUGUUCCUCAUCUGGAGACACCCAGAGAAUCCCACGAAGGCAUCGUUCAUGGUACCUUUAAUCCCUCUUCUGCCCUUACUGAGUACUUUAAUCAAUGUCUACCUGAUGGUGCAGUUAGGCGGUCAAACAUGGAUCCGAUAUGCUGUCUGGAUGCUAAUAGGGUUACUUAUCUAUUUUAUCUAUGGAAUGCGUAACAGCGUCCAGAGGAAGCGACUCAUGACCGACCACGCAGAGAUCGAAACAGUCAGCGGCAAAACAGACAAGGAUAGUAUGAAAGAAGAGAAAUUCUGAGCUCAAUCGGGGUGAAGACAGAUAAACUGAGAUGUUACAGUGAGCGACUUGCUUUAACUUAUAACCACUGCUUGAGAUGCACCGGUGCUGCUGCCUUUCAGCAGUCUUCAAUCUACGACAGCACCGAAGCAAAUGGCCUGAUAACUUGUUAACUUGACGGUUUAUUACAUCCUAACGCAGUCUGUUUGUUAUCUAAAUGGUCCAAAAUGAAACACUCCCUAAGAUAUAUUUGGACCGAGAAGAUCUUCACUUAUCACUGAUUUUCACAUUGUUGUUAAGGAUAUUUAUCUGUAUAUCUUAUCGUAUUAGUGAGCCUGUUCCAAAGAAAAAAUAUUCUGUAGAUUAUUUGCUUUUAUAAUUCUGAAAUAACAGGUUUACACUUUUC